This is a messenger RNA of Laetiporus sulphureus 93-53, 1590 nucleotides long. RefSeq names its product HCP-like protein. Gene Ontology annotation, molecular function: protein binding. The record is from RefSeq and is a predicted model, not a curated record. The transcript has 3 exons. Bases 1 to 1590 code for a protein of 529 amino acids. NCBI's taxonomy places the organism in Eukaryota, Fungi, Basidiomycota, Agaricomycetes, Polyporales, Laetiporaceae.
AUGUAUGCCCAGCCACAGGCUCGUCCGUCUUCCAGCUAUCAGCCGGAUUUCGCUCCUCAGCGCCCGUACGCAGACUUGGACGCGCGCGACAGUCGGCCGCUUUCUCAGGUAUCCUACCAGGGCCCUCCUCCUCGUUCCUCCUCUCGUCCUCCACGCUCCUCUUCUCGCCCUCCAAGAUCUUCCUCGAGACCUGCGACCCAGAUUGAACAGCAGUACGAUGACUAUGCCUAUGACCAGGAGUCGCCUUCUCCGCCAGAUCCCGACGGGGACGACUUUUACACUUCCUCCCAGGCCAACGUUCAUGACCAGUACACACUACCAGCCCAGUCCAUCGCCACGCAAUCAGUCCGAGCUCCCUCUCCCCCCGCUGCUCUUCUGGACCACUCGCAUCUCCGUCCCGGCAAAGAGGCAGCCCUUCUGUCCCACGCACGCACACUCGAGCUCUACCGUGCCAAUGCAAAGAAGACGCAAGACCCCGACACUCAAUUCGAGUUUGCCGUAUUCAUGAUCGACGCAUCCAAGACCAUGACCAUGCCCGUCCCCACCCCCGGCAACGUCAUGGAAGUCGAAAAGGCAGAGCAGAAGCGAGAAGACCUCAUUCGCGAGGGUAUCGCCCUGCUGAAGAAGCUCGCAGAUCGCGGACACAUGCCCUCACAGUACUUCCUCGCCGACUGCUACGCCAACGGCAUCGGCACGCACAAGAACCGCCAGGACUUUGAUCGCGCCUUCCCCCUGUUCGUACUCGCCGCGAAGCACGGACACCCCGACGCUGCCUACCGCGCAGGCACAUGUUGCGAGAACGGCUGGGGCUGCAGACGCGAGUCGGCCAAGGCCGUCAUGUUCUACCGCAAGGCGGCCGCCGCAGGCCAUCCCGGUGCGCUCUAUCGCUUAGGCAUCGCCCAGCUCAAUGGCGAGCUCGGCCUUUCCAAAAGCCCUAGAGAGGGAGUCUCGUACUUGAAACGGUCAGCCGAGCAUGCGACUGCCGAGUUCCCGCAUGCUCUGCAUGAACUGGCGCUGCUCCACGAGAGGGGCAUCGACAAUGUCCUGUUUGUCGACAAUGAAUAUGCGGCGGAGCUCCUCGCGCAGGCUGCUGAGCUGGGCUAUGCCCCGAGCGCGUAUCGUCUGGGAGAGUGCUACGAGUAUGGGAAGAUGGGUUGUCCGCAGGACCCAGCGCUGUCAAUACACUAUUACAAUAUCGCAGCGCAGCAGAAUCACCGCGACGCGUGCUUCGCGCUCACUGCGUGGUACCUCGUCGGCUCGCCCGGUGUCCUGCCCCAAUCUGACACGGAAGCCUUUCUGUGGGCAAAGAGGGCGGCCGAGGCGGGGCUGCCAAAGGCGAUGUAUGCCGUUGGCUACUUUCUUGAAGUUGGGAUAGGGACGGAGCCGGACGUGAACGAAGCGAAGACAUGGUACAAGCGCGCCGCGGAGAAGGGAGACAAGCGUGCGGCCCAGCGACUCAAGGGCACUGGUCCUAUGGCUGAGCCUGGCGGGCCAGGCUCCGUGCUGCAUCGCAGUAUGAGCGGCAGCGACGAGGCGUCCCUCGCCCUCUCCGGUAAGAGCGGGAAGGACAAGGACUGUAGCAUAAUGUGA